AUGAGUGAACAAGAACACUUUAGUUUUUUAGCUGAUACUCAACCGGCCUCUCGUGCUUGCGUAUUUAUUAAUUCUAUUAAUAAUUCCGUUAUGCAAAAAGUUACCACAAAUUCGCAGUUAUUCGCACUUCCAUUCCCACCCACAAUUAAUCCUCGUGAUUUGAUUGUUCCACGGCCUAAUGGUCAUGUCCCUAGACCUCCUAAUACCUUUAUUAUCUAUCGAAAAUUAUUUUUUGAAACUGCUCGUACCUUUGGUUAUAACUUACCUAUGAAUAUUAUCUCUUCAAUGGCUUCAAAAUCAUGGGAUAAUGAAUCUGAUAAUGUUAAAAAAGAAUAUAAGAGAAUCGCGAAAGAGGCUUUUAGUUAUUAUAAUGAAUUAUUUCCUAAAAUUAAAUCUCCAAAAAAAAGUAACAAAUGGAGAACUGUUUCAUUUGAUAAAUCUACUCAAAUUCUUUCUACACAAUUUUUUGAUUCAUCAAUUAAAGUAGAUCAACAAACUAUUUGGAAUUUUAUUGAUAAUACCAAUAAUAACUCUUUGUUUAUAGACGAUAGGCAAUAUGAAUUUGGCGAUUCAUAUUUCUCUAAUUAUAUUUCAGAAACAAAUUCUUUUGGAAUGUUCGAUACUCAAAGCAAUUUUAUAAAUUCCAACAAUUUCAAUGAGAUGUCUGAUGAACAAUUACCUUCCUCUUAUAACUUAUCAGAUUCAACAAAAUAUCAUGAUAAUUUAAAUGAUUCACUGAUUUCUUAUGAAAU
Scutellospora calospora is the source of this 752-nucleotide messenger RNA. The record is from the annotation of a GenBank genome assembly. NCBI's taxonomy places the organism in Eukaryota, Fungi, Glomeromycota, Glomeromycetes, Diversisporales, Gigasporaceae.